AUGUCCAACAGCAGCUUCAUCAGUGAGUUCCUCCUCCUCGCCUUCACAGACAGACGGGAGCUGCAGCUCUUGCACUUUGGGCUCUUCCUGGGCAUCUACCUGGCUGCCCUCCUGGGCAAAGGCCUCAUCAUCACCACCAUAGCCUGGGACCACCACCUCCACACCCCCAUGUACUUCUUCCUCCUCAACCUUGCCCUCCUUGACCUCGGAUCUGUCUCCACCACUGUCCCCAAAGCCAUGGCCAAGUCUCUCUCAGAUACCAGGGGCAUCUCCCUCCUUGGCUGUGGUGCACAAGUUUUUCUACUUGUCUUUUUUCUUUCAGUAGAGUUUUCUCUCCUCAUCAUCAUGGCCUACAAUUGCUACGUUGCCAUCUGCAAGCCCCUGCACUACAGGACCCUCCUGGGCAGCAGAGCUUGUGUCAACAUGGCAGCAGCUGCCUGGGCCACUGGGUUCCUCCAUGCCCUGACGCACAUGGCCCAUACAUUUUCUCUGCCCCUCUGCCGGGGCAAUGCCCUCGACCCGUUCUUCUGUGAAAUCCCCCAGAUCCUCAAGCUCUCCUGCUCACAAUCCUACCUCAGGGAACUUGGGCUUGUGGUAGUUAGUAUCAGUUUAGCAUUUGGCUCUUUUGUUUUCAUUGUGUUGUCCGACGUGGAGAUCUUCAGGGCAGUGCUGAGGACUUCCUUGGAGCAAGGGCGGCACAAAGCCUUUUCCACCUGCCUCCCUCACCUGGCUGUGGGCUCCAUUUUUUUGAUCACUGCCAUGUUCAGCAACCUAAAGCCUCCCUCCAUCUCCUCCCCUUUGCUGAACCUGGUGGUGUCAGUUCUGUACUUGAUAUUGCCUCCAACACUGAAUCCCCUCAUCUACAGCCUGAGGAACCAGGAGCUCAAGGAUGCUCUCAGGAAGCUGAUCACUGGAUGUUUUCCAGAACCAUUAAACUGUCCAUCUUCUUCUCUAGUGCAGUUCUUAUGUUGCAGGGCCAGCCUAUCUUAA
Molecule: messenger RNA, 990 nt
Organism: Merops nubicus (carmine bee-eater)
Lineage: Eukaryota; Metazoa; Chordata; Aves; Coraciiformes; Meropidae
Product: olfactory receptor 14A16-like
Exons: 1
Coding region: 1-990 (329 amino acids)
Biological process (GO): G protein-coupled receptor signaling pathway
Cellular component (GO): membrane
Molecular function (GO): G protein-coupled receptor activity; olfactory receptor activity
Source: RefSeq, a predicted model, not a curated record